AUGCAUGACAAGGAGAUGCAGAAGGAGCUCAGGCGCAGGCAAGCCUGGGAUGUUGCUAAGGAGGUGCCCAUCAUUCAGGAUGAGCAGAAAGUUCGGAAGAGCUUGAGUAUCAUCCAGUUCGUCACCUGUACCUUUGUAGGAAUCUUAGUAUUUGCACUGGCCUUCUUCAGCAAAGUUGUCUUGGUGGAAUCUUUGGUUGCUCUGGGCUCAGCUGUCCUCACCCUGGUCUGCAUGCCGAAUUUCGACAUUCUGACUAACGUGAUGCUUCUGAGCGGCAUUGCCACAUCAUCGGCUGUCCUGCAGGUGGUUGCAAAUAUGGUUGCGCAUGGAAGGAGGCAAUUUAUAGGAACCUCUUCGCUCUCUGUAGUCCUCCUGAUCGCCGGCUUCACCUUCUUCGCCGUAAACUACCUUAGAGAGGGGAGCAGAAGGCAGGAGAUGGCUCUGUUUGUGGGGUUGGCAAUAGGAAGCACUUUCCUGGUCUCUCUGAGCUGGUGGGAGAACUACGCCAUGCUUUUCCAGAUUACCUUCUUCAAGAACACCAUCCGGGACAUCAAAAGGUCACGGAAUCUGGUCGGCAUCGUGUCCAGUGUGGUGCGAAUUGCCGUGAUCUCCAGCGUCCUGGGAGCAUUUGUGAAGCUCUCAAAACAGGAAUGGUCAUCAGUCCUGUUGAUCGAUUCAUCCACCAAGACUGUGGUCCUGAGUCUCUUCGCAAUCCAGGUCCUGUCGUCAGCCCUGUGCCGCUGGGUGGCUGUGUUGGCCUGCAAAAUGCACGCGGUCCGCCGCAGUUUCGUCCUUCCACUGAUCUUUGUAUCUCCGGCUGCCCUGGCUGCCUUCAUUCUGGCCGUCUGGAUACCCUAUCUGCAGUUUAAUGAUGGUGAUCCUUCCAAUGGCACAUUUGCCGAAUACUGUAGCGUCUUUGUUCAGGUCAACGGAUCAGGGCUAGGCAUCAUGAAGCAGAUGGUGACAGAUUUGACCCUCAGAGUCUGCGGCCAGACUGUCUACUCGGAGGGAUCGGUGGUGGGCUACGCUCUGCUGGGCAGCUCCUUGGUCAGCUGGUGGGUUGGACUGGUGCUCUGCACACUCUACAUCUGGUUCCUGGGCACGAAUCGCAUUGAGAGGACAAAAGAUCUGUUUGUGCGCAGCCUGUACGAGGCAGCGUUCAUUGACCAGUCUAUGCUGCUCAACACCAGGUUUGAGGUGGUGCACCAACUAAGGCAUAACAGUAAAGAGAAGGAGAAGAUGGCCAUCUACCUCUGCGCAACCAUGUGGCAUGAGACCUAUGACGAAAUGAUGAAGAUGAUCAUCUCGAUGUUCCGGCUGGAUAAAUUUAGACCGAAGAAAAACCAAUUCAGUGAUGUUGCCUUCGAGUCUCAUAUCUACUUCGACGAUGCCUUCAAACAAAAAGAUGGCGAGCGGCACGUAAACGAGUAUGCAGAGACUCUGGCGGAGGUCAUCAGAGAGGUUUAUAUCAUAUUCAGUGACGAGGGCAAAGGCAGUUUCAGGGAGAGAAAACCUCUCCCUGAGCAGAAGCUCAUCCAGACGCCGUACGGCUGUCGCCUGCAGUACACGCUUCCCCAUGGGAACACGCUGAUUGUUCAUUUUAAGGAUAAGCACCGAAUUCGCCACAAAAAGAGAUGGUCUCAGAUUAUGUACCUGUACUACCUGCUAGGAUGGAAACUGAAUAGGCCACACUUUCAGAUGAAAUCGGCGCACAGUGCACAUCACUGCAUAAAUCACUUUCAUAAGCCUGAACUUUGUGACUGAUUGUGCUAGAUCUUUAUGUCUUCUGUCCAGAAAGCCAAAGAGAACACCUACAUUCUGGCACUAGAUGGCGACACUGAUUUCCAGCCUUCUGCUGUCAUGCUCCUGGUGGACCGACUCAGGAUGUACCCGGAGGUGGGCGCCGCCUCUGGCAGGAUUCACCCCACUGGCACUGGGCCGAUGGUGUGGUAUCAGAAGUUCGAGUAUGCUGUCGGUCACUGGCUCCAGAAGACGGCGGAGCACGUGUUCGGGUGUGUGCUGUGCAGUCCCGGCUGCUUCAGCCUGUUCCGGGCUGCAGCGCUCAUGGAUGACAACGUGAUGAAGAGAUACACAACCAAACCGACUGAGGCUGCACACUACGUACAGUAUGACCAGGGUGAGGACCGCUGGCUGUGCACGCUGCUCCUGCAGCAGGGCUGGAGAGUGGAGUACAACGCGGCGUCGGACUCCUACACCAACGCUCCUCAGGAGUUCAAGGAGUUCUACAACCAGAGACGCCGCUGGGGUCCAUCUACCAUGGCCAACACUCUGGACCUCCUGUCCAGCGGCGGCCUGACCGCCGAGAAGAACAAGUCCAUAUCCAGACUCUACAUGCUGUACCAGACCAUCACCAUGGCUGCCUCCAUUCUGGCCCCGGCUACGGUCUGCCUCAUGAUUGCAGGAAGCUUUAAAUUCGUCCUGAAGAUAGAUGCCAAUUUCGCCCUUGUGCUGGCCAUUGUUCCUCCUGUUAUCUACAUGAUCAUCUGCUUCUACCUGGGCCACACGAAAUCGGACACACAAAUCACCAUCGCCGCCAUCAUGAGCGUUAUCUACGCUUUUCUGAUGACUGCAACUCUGCUGUCUAUUAUAGGGGACAUGGUGGAUCAGAACACCUUCAUGAUACCAAGUGGCUUGUUUUUCAUCGGCAUCACGGCCAUGUACGUCUUCACCGCUCUUCUUCAUCCUCACGAGUUCCACCUCAUCAUCUACGGCCUCCUCUACGUCAUCUGCAUUCCCAGCGGCUACCUCCUGUUGAUCAUCUACUCCAUGGUCAACAUGAACAACGUGUCCUGGGGCACUCGGGAGUCCGGCGCUCAGGCCGUCGCGGCGCCCACCAAGACGAACCAGAAGAACGUCAAGUGCCAGAAGCUGCUGAAGGUCUGCGGCUACAGCCUGCAGAUUCAGGUCAGCGAAGAAGUGAAGGUGGUGAGCACUGUACCUCUGAACAACGUCUCGCAGGUCACAGGUGGAAGUGCCCCUGAAGCAGCUACUGAAGUGCCCACCCAGCAGGAAGAAAAAGGAACACCUGUCAUUACGAACUGCUUCAUCACACAGCUGAAGGAAAGCUCUGGUGAACUGCCCCUCAAGGAGGACUGUCUUAAUGAGGAGGAAGAACAGUUUUGGGAGGACCUGAUUGAGCAGUACCUGAAACCUCUAGAUAGUGACAAAGCAAAGGAGGAGAAAAUAAAAGUCGAACUGAAAGACCUGCGCAACAAGACAACAUUUGUGUUCUUCAUCUGUAACGCCUUGUGGCUCGUUGCAACCUUCUUCCUGCAAGCCAUUGGCACCACAGUGUGCAUUAACAUCCCGAAACUCUCUGUCAAUGGAACUGAUACCGGGAGGAUCUUCAUUGAUCCCAUUGGCCUGAUGUUCCUCAUUGGCUUUGCAGGCCUUCUGAUCAUCCAGUUUUUUGCUAUGCUGUGGCACAGAAUCCAAACUUUGAUCCACUUCAUUGCUUAUAAUGGGACUGAGGCUGUCGUUAACAGGAGAGCAAUGAGACAAAAUCAGAACAUGCCUCUAGAUAUAAAUAACUUUCUGUAG
Colossoma macropomum (tambaqui) is the source of this 3561-nucleotide messenger RNA. RefSeq names its product chitin synthase chs-2-like. The record is from RefSeq and is a predicted model, not a curated record. Gene Ontology annotation, cellular component: cell septum; cell periphery. NCBI's taxonomy places the organism in Eukaryota, Metazoa, Chordata, Actinopteri, Characiformes, Serrasalmidae. The transcript is spliced from 18 exons. Gene Ontology annotation, molecular function: chitin synthase activity.